AUGAACCUUGACCGUCCCGUUCGACCUCCGGCGGAAUCGAAGGGCCAGCCAAGUUUGAACUUAGAUCGUCCAACUAGGCCUCCAUUUAUCGACUUUCGUCAUCCCCCCUCUCGUACGCAUGAUCUGGCGGAGGGCACCCCGACGGCGCCUGACUCUCUAGCAAACGACUCGCCGGCGGAACAUCAAAUCAUCCACUCCGACGCGGCCACAUUGACUUUGGAUCGACCACGAAAGGUCAAAGUUGAACCUGCAAGUCCACCACUCUCACAUUCCCUCCCUCCUCCCUACUUGGAUCUCAACCUGGAUCGUCCCAGUGUCCGUCAGCCAACGUCAAAGACAAACCCUGCUGGGGUUAUUGACCUCACUCGUUCCCCACCAGCCAAGGCAGGUUCUGGACCUUCCCUCACAACUCUACCCACCUCCAUUAAUUUGGACCGUCCCCUCCGCAAGGCAAAAUCGGCUCAAAGCUAUGCAGGCCUGCCCCCUUGCGAGCCAUUGUUGACUGCUGAGAGGGUUACACAUUCCAGUGUGGAGCAGGAGAUGACCCAACAUGAGUGGGCAGAUGACAGGUUAUCCUUCCCCAGGACCAAGGUUGGCGAUCCACUACAUCAUACCUUCGGUAACUAA
Molecule: messenger RNA, 627 nt
Organism: Laccaria bicolor S238N-H82
Lineage: Eukaryota; Fungi; Basidiomycota; Agaricomycetes; Agaricales; Hydnangiaceae
Exons: 2
Coding region: 1-627 (208 amino acids)
Source: RefSeq, a predicted model, not a curated record